CCCAUGUACGGGGACGCCGGCGCCUCCGCCUCUCCGCACGCCGAGGCGAUCGCCGCGGCGGUCCGGGACGACGCGCACCUCCCCACCCCCUCCGACGACGAGGACUGCGACGACCUGUACGGAGACGUCAACGUCGGCUUCCUCCCCCUCCUGCCGCUCUCCCCUUCUCCGACUCCCACAUCGCCUCCCGAAACCCCCUCCCCUGGCCGAUCCCCGUCUCCAUCCCCGCCGCUGUACCAAGCCCCAGCUCCGGAACCCCAGCCCGCACCCGAGCCCGAGCCCCAGCCGAAACCUACCACCCUAAAGCACCAGCCGCCGCCGCCUCCCGCGCCGAGAUACCAGCUGCCGCAGCCGCAGCCGGGUGGAGGAGACGCCUCCUCCUCCUCGCCGUCCUGCGCGGCGCUGUACGUCAGCGACCUCCCCUGGUGGACGACGGACGCGGAGGUGGAGGCCGCGCUCGCGCCGCACGCCGCCGCCGCCUCGCUCCACGGACUCCACUUCUACGCUGACAAGCACAACGGCAAGUCGCGCGGCGUCUGCCGCGCCGACUUCCUCCACCCCGCCGCGGCCGCCUCGGCCGCCGCCGCGCUCCACGGCUGCGCCUUCCACGGGCGCCAUUGCGUCGCCUCGCUCUCCCGCCAGCCUCCACUCCACCGCCUCAGCGACGACUCCGACUCCUAUGCCGAGGCGGCCCGGGCCCCGAACCGCACCCGUUGCCGCAACGGUGGCCGAGGCCGUGGCGCGAGCAACGCGACGACGGUUCGAGGCAAUGUGGGUCCUGCGUUGGGUGAUCGGCCGAUUCUAGCGCCACCUACACCACGGUCCAUGGCUCCCCGGCCGCUUGGACCGCCGUUGGGCGGGAUGAUGGGUGGUGGUGGGUUCCAGUCAGUGGGGCAGUACAACGCGGGAAUGGGUACUGGUAUGAUGCCGUCGGCGGUGGCGCCCCACGUGAACACAGCGUUCUUGGCAGCCGGCGGUAUGGCGAUGCGUGGCCCGGGGGUGUGGCGUGAUCAGGCGAUGGCUGGGGGCUUAUGGGGUGCUCAGCAGCCGUGGAAUUUCAGGGGUUGUCAGAUGCAUUGGCAGCAGCUAAUGCCACCAGCACAGCAGCUGUACGGGAACGGGGACUAUGGAAAGGAGCGUGGCAUGAGGCGGGAAAGACCAGUUAGUAAGAGUGAGGAGAGGGGCAUUGGCAAUGUGCGGAGCUAUCCGGAGAGGAGGCAGUCUGGCCGUGAUGGAAGUGAUUGGUACAAAGAGCAUGACUGUAAGGAGAGGGGUCGGCAUCGGGAGCGUGUCCUGGAGAAGGGAAGGGAGCGGGAGAGCCACUGGGAUGAGAGGGAUCGACAUGGAGGGGAGAAGAGGAGGUACCAGGAGUACACUGAGCGUUAUGAUUUCAAUAGGAGAGGACGAGCGAAGUCAAGGAGCCAAUCAAAGGAUGGUGACCAUGAUGAUCAUCCAAGGAGGCGGCGCUAAUUCUGCGCACCAGGAAGCGUCUUCUGGCUAAAUGGCAAGUUUAUUCAGUUUUUUGCAGUCCUGUUAAACAAGUUCUGCUCUCCCCAGAGUAGCUGCAUACACCAGGCGUACUCAGUACCAACUAUCAACUGAUUAAAAGGAAUUAGUAGAGAUAUGAACAUCACAGGGAAGCUUAUUUUCUGCAGUAGUUGAACUUAACUUAUUGUAAUGUAUGUGGAGAAACCACUCUAAGAUGGACUGGUUGGUAACCUUACUUUUGGCACGUACUAUGUCAUUACUUAACUCCAGAAAUAUAGACAAUGCUUAA
Molecule: messenger RNA, 1777 nt
Organism: Phragmites australis (common reed)
Lineage: Eukaryota; Viridiplantae; Streptophyta; Magnoliopsida; Poales; Poaceae
Exons: 2
Coding region: 4-1470 (488 amino acids)
Biological process (GO): mRNA alternative polyadenylation
Cellular component (GO): mRNA cleavage and polyadenylation specificity factor complex
Molecular function (GO): mRNA binding
Source: RefSeq, a predicted model, not a curated record